UCGGAUUACAGAGCAUCCGGAAAUUCGACCGUCAAAUACAGCGCAUUGAUAGGAGAUUUCACUGCGUCUGUUCGACGAUGACAUUGCCUUUCACAACUUGUCGACAGAAGAUGAAAAGAAAUUGAAUUUCAUAAAUUAGACACUGUUCCGUCGAUGUACAGAUACAAUACAUACUGUCUACGUAUGUGCAUUCGGCAUAUUUGAACGCGAAAUUUACGAAAAUUUGACCGUUGAUUCAACGGCAAUAUGCCAGGAACCGAGUCGAUGAGUCAAUACAACGUAGCAGAGAUAUGCUCACUUCCUGAAGUGUAAGCUACAUAAUAUAGCGAAAUGAUGAGUGGGCCCCGAUUAUCGCCCUAAUUGUAUAGGAUCGCGACGAUAGUGCAAGCUGCAAUUACGGUUGCCACGUGCGGUAAAACAGCUAUUAGGUAAACCGUGAUUCAUCGAAUGGACAAGUAGAUCGAUCUACAACAAUUAUGAAAAAGAAGCACAAUGAAUAAAUCCAGAAAGAUAAAACGUACAAAUGUCUGCAGCGAACCAGCUAUCUGCACUGAUUCGUCCCAGACCGCGAACCGGAUGACAGAAAACACGUAGCUGGACUCUCCUUAUCAGCGAUAACUACGGCCCAGAGGCGGAAAAUUGUCAGUAACGGUUUGACAGCGACUUUAUAAGGAUGGUUCUAUUCUGAUAUAACGAAACGUGAUAUCGUUGUACCGUAACGUUGACCGGAGUAUAGUUAUUGAGAAAAAUUAAUCGUUCCUUACUCCUUAAACGAGUAAUAAUACGAUAGACGUAUACAAUUUGUACACUGUGCAGGUAUAUUUGGGUUUUGGCACUCCCUGUAAAAUACCUGUACGAUCGAAUAUCAAGCGUAAUCGAGUUCACAAUUUGCAUUUCCACAAAUACAAAUACCUCUCAAGGAACCUGGUGAAUUUUCAAUCCAUCGGACCAACGGAUUUCAAUAAUUUGAGACUGAAUUACAAUGCGGCUGCAGCUUAUAAUGCCUUGGCAACGAUGACUAAGAUGACGAUCGGGAAAAAAAUCCUGCUACUCAUUGGGACUCUUCAAGUGUUACGUGCCUUUGGAAACGAAGAGCGGCCCGGAGGAACCAAAUUGACCGGUAGACUCGAGGAUGUCCGGUCACAAUCUACCUAUCCCCUGGAAUACGAAACAAUUUUAUCGCGGGAUUAUCUGGCUGUAAUCGCAACAAAUCCGACCACUGUACCUUCCGAAACCGUCGAGUCAAAUGGAGCGGUAAGCUCGACCGAAAGUUCCAUCGAUAAUUAUUCAGGGUCAACCGAAUCUGCGGAAUACGGUAAUACAAUUCCGUUGAGCACACACUCGAUUGUGACGGACGCGACUACGGUAUACCCCGUUGUCGAAACCCCAGCCGUGUAUUCGACCACUGAGGAAGUUACCGAAGAAAAUGAAGCAAAAAGUUUUUACAAUAUCCACGAUACGGUCGGGCGAAUAAGCGAACCUGACCAGCAAGAUGCGUGCGAAGGUAGGCCAGAUAGCGUUUACAAUCUGAGUGCGAAUGUCUUUGCGGAAAGCAUUCUCCUUACUUGGGAGCAUCUGACAUCGAGCGAUGGAUGCGUAAAACUGUAUAACAUAACAUGGUAUUCGGAGAGCAAGGAUUUUGAAUUUCGUUACAUAAAUUCUACGGAAUCGGAGUAUAACGUAUCGAAUCUAACGCCGUGUACGACAUUCAACAUCGGUGUGGUAGCCAUUGGAAUAAAUGGCUACAACAGCGAGGAACGAGGUGUUACCGUCACCACUGGAGAACUGCCGAUACCGCCGAUUGACAAUUUGACGGUGCAAAGCUUUGAGUAUGGAUUAAACGUCUCGUGGGACCCGCCGGAAACGGUGUACUGCCUGGCUUCUUAUCGUGUCAGCGUACAAGCGGUGGAUGAGGCAUUCGAAACAUCGGUAGAUGUUUCACGUCGAGUUACAAUGCACGCGUUCGAUAACUUGCGAGCUUGCACGAAUUAUACUGUAAAGGUAGUUCCGAUCAGUUCGGAGGAUACCGAUGGUACCGUUGCCACUGCCAAUGGCGAAACAUCGAUUAGCGCGAUACCACAAGUUAAUAACUUGAAUGUGCUGAGCAUCGACUGUGCGCCGAGCAUCAAUUGUGAACUGAUCGUCACCUGGGAACCACCGGACGAAACGGAAUGUCUGGAUUCUUAUCUCGUUACGGCAGGAACAGUGGACGACACGUCUCUUUUAGUUUCCCGAACUGUCUCAGACGAAACAAAAUCGUAUAAAUUUACCGACUUAAUGGCCUGCACGACGUACGUGAUACAAGUAACUCCGAUUGGUAGGGACGACAACCACGGAAUUGUUGCUACCGUCAACGGUACAACGAAGGAUAGCGGAGUCUUGGGAGCGGUGACCGAUCUCGUGGCGCAAGAAAUAACGUCAUCUUCGGUUCGAGUUACCUGGUCAGCGCCAACCUUGAACCUGGCUUGUGUUAAAAAUUACUAUGUUACCGUUUGUAGUGAUAUAACUUGUGACAAAAACUUCGUAGAGAGCUUGUACUAUAAUGCAACUGGGCUGAAUCCGUGUGUGACCUAUACUCUGAGUGUGACCGCACUUGGGGUUGUAGGCAUAUCCGACGUCAGAACUACGAGCGCUGAAACAUCAGACCUCACACCCGGUGCACCGACUAUUGUCUCGGUGAGACCUGGCCAAUAUUCGUUGCAUAUAUCCUGGCAAGCGCCAUCGGUCGGUCGCACAUGCAUACAAAGUUAUCGUGUGGUAACAUGGCAAACCGGAGCAACUAGAACUACAAAGAAUACCAACAUCACAAUUUCUAAUUUAAAUGCCUGUGCGUAUUACGAAAUUGGAAUCACACCGAUCAGUAUCACCAAUCGCGAGGGUCAGUUUGGAGUAGCUAAGGGUACUAUCGAAGAGAGUGUGGAAAUCCCGCCGACCCCAAAUGUGGAACCCUCGGUAACCGUGAACUCCAUUACGCUCAGCUGGCGUAUCACCAGGCAAAUGAAUGCCUGUAGAUUGAAAACUAUUCUGACUACUUGCGAUUUCGUAUCAACCCAUGGACAUGGCUUUGAAAUGGUCAGUGGGAGAUCUGAAGUCGAUAUUCCCAGCUCCGGAAAUUCUAUAGUUAAUGUAACCGUUGGUGGUCUCAGUCCGUUUACAUCGUACAACUGUCAGGGAUUUACCGAGAAUUAUGCCGGGUACAGCCGGGCAUCGGAUAACGUAUCCGCAAGAACAUCGGAAGAUGUUCCAUCAAGGCCUACACCCUUUGUCUCGGAUGUACAAAGCUCUACGUUUCUUAUCAACUGGACGGAGCCGCGGUAUCUGGCAGGAUAUUUGAUCGAAUACGAGCUCUACGUGUUGUGGCAACGGCAAUUUCCAAUGCCCGGUUUGUGUGAAUACACAAACUCUUCCGUGACGAUUUCUAAUAUCUCAGGGUCGGAUCUCCGCUACUUUUAUUCGGGCGCGGAAGCUUAUUCUAAAUACACCGUAAGAAUCAGGGCGAGAACCAAUGCUGGUUGGGGCGAUUACGGCUACUACACCAAUUUUCAAACCGAUCCAGAUGUACCUGGUGUCGUUAACAAUGUUUCGUACAUAAAUACAACGAAUGCCAAUGACUCGAAUGUCUUGGAUACUCUCCUUUCGUGGGAGCUACCGUGCAAAUUGAAUGGAAAAAUAGAAAACUUUGUCGUAAGCGUAAAUGGAACAAGAAAUGGCUUUGAAAAUCACGUCUUCAAUGAAAUAUACAAUGUUAGCGCUGACGUUAACAAUGACGAAAGAUUCACGCUGAACUUGGGAGAGUUGAGAGCGGAAUAUAAUUACACGUUCGAGAUUGCGGCUAAAGUUGAAGGAAUCUCGGCGUACGGGCCUUCGAGUAGUUGCAACGUAAUUUAUCCAGCUGGCAUUCCAGUUGCACCGGCGGACUGGUACAUGGCAAAAAUAAAAAUUGACCCGCAUAAAGCUGAAAGAAGUUCAUCCACAGCAUUAGUUGUAUUGCCUCUAUUCGAAGACACAAACGGUGAAAUACAGUUCUACGCGGUAACUAUAUCGGAAAUGGGUUACAAUAGCCCGGCAGAAAGUAGAUUUGAUACAACGGGCGGAAACUGGCCGAGUAUGAUCUCCUGGCAGGAAGCAAUGUCUCGCAGUCCUAUUGUUACGUAUCAAGCGACUGCGAUUCGGUGGCACCCUAACGCAACCAAUCAUAUUUAUGAUUACGGAACUUUGAAAGCUGUAAGAAUUAUGCUGGGCGAAGAUAUUACGUGUCCGCGAUCGUCAACGUCAAAUUCUGAGACGGUAUACUGCAAUGGGCCGCUUCGACCAGAUACGUGGUACCAAGUCAGAAUGCGUGCAUUUACGAAUGGAGGAUACCGCGAUUCAUUGGCCAUUGUCGCCAAGACAGAAGCUGAAUUCAACUUGGGCGUGACUAUUGGGGUGGUGUUUGGAAUAUUAUUUCUUGGAGUAAUAACCACAAUGAUGUUACUCGUUCGUAGGGGUGUUAUACAAGCGAUAGUUAGAAACUUUCUGCAUCCUAGCGUGCCAAGCUCGCCUGUGCCUGACCCGUUUACAAGAAAGAAAUUUGAACUUCACUGCCAGGAGUUGAUAUCAAAUCCUGGAAAAUUAAACAAUGAAUUCCAGCUACUCCACACUUUGAGCGUCGAUUUGCAAAUGUCAACGAAUGCUGCUAGUUUGCAAGCUAAUAAAAAAAAAAAUCGUUACAUGGAUAUUUUACCAUAUGAUAUUUCAAGAGUCAAACUUGAUAUUCUGGAUAACGAUCCUAAUACAGACUACAUAAACGCAUCGUUUAUAAAUGGUUACAGCGGGGCUGUGGAAUACAUUGCUUGUCAGGGUCCCAAAGAGGAAACAACAUCUGAUUUCUGGAGAAUGGUCUUUCAGUAUAAUAUCAAAAUUAUAGUCAUGGUUACCCAGUUGGUUGAGAAAGGCAAAGAAAAAUGUUACCAAUAUUAUCCCAACACAAGAGAAAGCUUUGAAUACGAAGAUAUGACUAUAAGAUGCAGCACGCAACUUGACUUUGAAUCCUACAGACAACGCAUUAUUACCUUGCAAAAGGGCACCGUCAGAAGGACCAUAAUGCAUUUGCAUUUCAAAGAUUGGUCGGAUCAUGGUGUUCCCGACGACGUGCAUUCUAUGAUCCAUUUUUGUCAAAAAGUAAGGAAACAAAUAGACGGCAACAGAGGUAUUGCCGUUGUACACUGCAGCGCUGGAGUGGGUAGAACUGGAACACUCAUAGCUAUAGAUAUUCUACUUCAGCAAAUAAGGGAUAACAAAAAACUUGACGUAUUUGGAACAGUAUACAGAUUGCGACAGCACCGCGUUAAUAUGGUCCAAACAGAGAGCCAAUAUGCUUACAUAUACAACUGCACAAAGCAAGCGUUGAGUAAUCCUUACGCUUUUAAAAACUUCAAAUCGGCAUCCGUCGAUCCGAUAUAUGAGAACCAGAUAAGGAAAGAAAAGGAAAUUACAGACUCAAAUACGAAUCUUGUCAACAGUGCCGAAACUUUGAAAAAAGUCAGCCCUUCUUCGUCCAUUGAUUCUAUGGAACAAAUUUUUGAGAUUAGGCCACAGAGACCAAUCCUCGAAACAAGACUGAGCUCUACCAGCAAUGGUUUGAGGUAUACUAAAUCAACCGGUGCAAUCGAUAGAUCGGUUUCACCAGGUGUGCAGAUGGUGAGGUAUGGGAGCCAUGAAUACCCCAUAUUUGAACCAGCACCGGAUUCACCAGGCAGCCGUGGCAGUAUGGAACGGAACAGUUUGUUGGAUUUAACACGACCGACAUUUGAGAUUGGAGCACCCUAUCCAUCAUCAAUUAAUCAAGAUGAUAACAUAGGAUAUUUAUAUCGUGCGAGACCUAAGUACUAAUUGAAGGCUGAUAAUAUGAAUGGCUGAUAAUACUACCUAUUGCGGAUAGAAUCCAUUGAACUCUGGCAACACAGCGAUGUGAAAUAUGAAAUAAUGUAUAAAUUGCCUGUCAAUCUUCGCUUUAUUAUUUUUUUUUUUUUUUGAAACAAGUCGCGAAAAUGCUAUGAGACAAAACGACUAAUUCAUGUUGAACAUCUUCAUCCUGAACCGCCUGUUAAAAUUGAUUAGAGUCAUGCCUCUGAUUAUGUUUGUAUGUAAUCAUAUCGUUGGUUGGUGAAUUUACCAACGAUACGCUAACAGCCGCUGUGAAGCAAUUGCUGGUACGAUAGAAUUAAGAUUUAGAUUUGUAGAUAUCUCAUUAAGUUUAAAUUAAAUGUUAGAGAAAAAUUGUAUUGUAACAGUAUUGUAUACUUAUAGUAUGACAAUGAUAUACAUUCUUUAGUAAUA
Messenger RNA from Athalia rosae (coleseed sawfly), 6318 nucleotides. RefSeq names its product receptor-type tyrosine-protein phosphatase eta (gene Ptp52F). Bases 1015 to 5871 code for a protein of 1618 amino acids. Gene Ontology annotation, molecular function: protein tyrosine phosphatase activity; protein binding. Lineage: Eukaryota; Metazoa; Arthropoda; Insecta; Hymenoptera; Athaliidae. The record is from RefSeq and is a predicted model, not a curated record. The transcript has 25 exons. Gene Ontology annotation, biological process: protein dephosphorylation.